This is a messenger RNA of Cajanus cajan (pigeon pea), 1780 nucleotides long. It is a transcript of the gene NET3B, whose product is annotated as Kinase interacting (KIP1-like) family protein. Gene Ontology annotation, molecular function: actin binding. Gene Ontology annotation, cellular component: vacuolar membrane. Lineage: Eukaryota; Viridiplantae; Streptophyta; Magnoliopsida; Fabales; Fabaceae. The record is from RefSeq and is a predicted model, not a curated record.
AUUUUGAACUCUUUUGUCCUCUUCGUUCUGUUGAUUUAUUCCACCCUUCUUUAGGAUACACUUUAGUUUUGGAGUUUAAUGUUUUCUGAUGAAGAUCUCAUAUUUAACAAGUGAUAUAGUUGAAAUAAAUAGUAAUGUAACUAGAAUAAUUUACACAGCUCAAGGACAAUUCUUAUACAAUGGACAUGUGUGUUUAAACUUCUGUUGAACCAGAUAAAAUAUAAGAAAAAAUAAUCAUUUAUAAGGUACAAUUAACUGGUGUGUAAAGUAAUUUGUUGAAGUUUUUUCUUAUUCAUUUUUUUUAAUUUUAUUUUUAAUUUAUGUAUAAACUGGUUUUUAGUAAACAGAAAAGUUUAUUUUGAUUUUUUUUUAAAAAUACUUUCAGAAAUUUAUUCUAAGAUGCCCAAAGAAAAUAGUCACGUAUCUUCAUUUUUUUUUUUGCAAACUCCUUAUACCCUGAGAGUAUGAGAUAUCCACUUCGCAGCAUAAAAACAUAUAUGAGAGAUUCUACAUUCACCAGUUAUAUUAGUAAAAUAAUUUGUUUAGUGGGAGAGAAGAGUCGUGUCAUAGAUAACUAGUAAUAGCAGCAGUGUUGAGAUGGUGGGGAUGACCGUGCUGUAUGAUGUUAACACGUGUUUGUGUGCUUUUGUGGUAUGUUGAAAAUAACGAAGAGGAUCUUGAGGUUAAUUAACCAAGAGAAGAGGAGUGAAGAAGGAGAAGAUGGCUGAGAUGACGAAGAAUCAACCGUCACACUGGUGGUGGCUUGAUAGCCACACCACUACUAAACGAUCCCCAUGGCUUCAAUCCACUCUCUCUGAACUUAAUGAGAAGACAACGGCAAUGUUAAAAUUAAUUGAAGAAGAUGCAGAUUCCUUUGCCAAACGUGCAGAGAUGUAUUACAAGAAAAGACCAGAGCUUGUGAGAAUGGUUGAGGAUUUCUACAGGUCUCACCGUUCCCUAGCUGAGCGCUAUGAUCAAGUCAAACCUGAUACUUAUUCUGGGGGGUCACCUUUUGCUUCAGCCAAGUAUCAGUUUGAGAAGUUGACGACUUUUUCAGAUAAUGGAUUUGAUACCUAUUCUCAUUCUGAGCAUUGUGAUGCAUACGAGUCAGAGGAAUCUGAAGUUGAUGAUCCUGAGCAUGAGGAGGAAGAGGGUACCAAGUUUCUUCACAACUGCACAAAAGAGGACCAUGUUUCGUUUGUGGCUGAGAGCGAUGAUGAAGUGAUGAAGCUGAGGGAUGAAAUCAAGAAACUCAAUGAAGAGAACAUGGCUCAUAGGGAUCAAAUCAAGCAGAAGGAUACCAUUUGCGAUGAAGUGAUGAUGCUGAGGGAAGAAAUGGAAAGGCUUAGAGAUGAGAACGAGGCACAGAAGGAACAACUGAAGCAGAAGGAUGAAGAGAAGAUAGAGGUGAUAAGACAGCUGAGUUUAGCAAUAGAUGUGCUGAAGCAGGAGAAUGUGAAGAUGAAAAACUUCAUUGCUAAGGAGUCCUUCAAGAAAUGGAAGAACCCAUUUGAGAUCAACAAAAUUGUGGGAGCAUUUUCGAUGAAGUUGUUCAAUGGUACUUCAAAGAAUCAGCCCAGCGUUGAGCUCUCUAGAUGUGGUUUACAAAUUUAGAAUAUUUCGUAGCGUAAUUAUGUACAAGUACAACAAUCUUAUAAAUAUGUUUAUUUUUGUUUUAGGAACGUGUUACUCAAAUAUCCUAGGCUUAAAAUCUUUAUGUAUUAUGUUUUGGUCUUAACUACUAGAGUAAGUACUAGUCAUAUUCGUUAUAUUUUUUGAA